Amoebophrya sp. A120 is the source of this 5571-nucleotide messenger RNA. NCBI's taxonomy places the organism in Eukaryota, Dinophyceae, Syndiniales, Amoebophryaceae. The record is from the annotation of a GenBank genome assembly.
CAAAGACUGAGGAACACGCGCUAGAGGACGCAAACGAUGAGGAGGAGCAACAAUCCUGCUUCGAUGCUGCCGGUACUCGAAUCUAUGGCGUAGGGCUGCCGGGCAAUGAGCAGGGACGGAUGCGGUACCUCUACAGUCUCCUCCUUGAUGACGUGCCGGACUUGGAGAUUGACGAAGUUACAAGAGUGGUCAAGGGAUUGUUUCGGGUGCCCAUCGUUUUGACUUCCAUCGUCGACCGCAAGCACCAGUGGUUCAAGUCGAGCAUCGGGCUUCCUUUAAUCGGCACAACGCGGCAGAAGUCUUUCUGCGCACACACGCUGCUCAGCGACGUCCCUGAAAUUCUGUAUGUCCCCGACGCGCGACUGGAUGAACGUUUCAAAUAUAACCCGCUAGUGCUUUCAGAUCCGGAGAUCCGCUUCUACUGCGGCUGCCCUAUCAUCGUGGAGGGGGUCCGACUCGGGGCACUCUGCGUGAUCGACUACGUCCCGCGCGUCGACAUCACCUACGAAGCGGCGUUGUUGUUGUGUAAUUUCGCGGAUAUCGUUGCUGCGUCGCUCGGACGCGGCACGGCCCGCGACGAAGAUCUCGACAUGUUGUGCAAUGCGUGCUUUCUGGUCGACCUGCGACAGGAAAACGAGCUGGAGGGGCAGCUCUACGAUCACGAUGUCGAACUCGACCACAAUGAUCUGGGUGACGCAGCAGGUGCCACGAACAACGGCACGCGGACGGGGCACACUGGAUUGUCCUCCCACAGUACUACGGGAGCGGAAGGACUGGGAGGAGAAAAGGAUCAGAGAAGGAUCACUUCGUCUGUUCGUCUUCCGGAUGAGUUUGGGAAGAUUUUGUACUGCAACCGCGUGGCGAAGAAACUGGUUGCCUCGACGCGGGCAGAAGCGCAAGAACGGACAGGAAGCGCUGACGAACAAAAGAAGGUCAAGCUGCAGAUGGACCCCCGCGAGAUGCGUGCGCUUGACGAGGAAGCAGCUGGGCGCCGCACUGCGGCUAGUGCAGCAGCAUCAUCAAGUGGAAGUGCUAGCGCGGUCGCUGCAGAGGAGGCUGCAAGAGAAGACCCACUUGCAGCAUCACCAAGGUUGCAUUUGUCCGAUAUACUGGGCGAGGUGCUGAACUGCAAAGCAACCCGCCGUGCCAUUUUUAGCAUCUCGCGGCCCUCCGAAGAACGAGGACGCGCACUCGUGUUUGCGGGGAAACUAAGAGACGGCAGCCCGGUUUUUUGCUGCUGGCAUCCAGCCGCAUGCCAGGCUCGCCCGCAGCGAAAAGAGGAGAAUCUGAGCAGUGUGGUCUACUUCCCCUACACGGUCAACAAAACCGAAAAAAACUUGCGGGACCACGCCGCCGCUAUCGACGCGCAAUUACAGCUAGAAAUAAACCAAAUCAGGAGCGAUCACCGUGAAGCGGAGUUCGCGACUAAGGUGACGGAGAUGGAGGAGAGUUUGGACUUCUUUGCAGAGCAAAACUUCAUGCCGGGCGCAAAGAAAGCAGCGAGAGGGUUCUGCGUUGUGAAGAGAUACGAUCCGGACGCUACUACAUCUUCCCCUUCGAAAAAAAAAAUUAAGGGCGUGCCAGAAAUAAAAUUGAACGAUGAAGGCGGCAUUAUUGAAAUCAGUUCGCUUCGUCAGUUAGAGGGCCUCAUCAUUUUUGGCCGACGGUGUUAUGGUGACGCCGCUGCCGCCGCGAAAGGAGGAUCCAUGUCAGCUUUGAGGUCCCCGUCCUCGUCGAGUGUGCCCACCCAGGGGCCGCAGCCGGAGGGAAAUACGUCUUCACCGCGCCACGCUUUGAACGCUAGCUCCCCACAAGUUGCUCUUCCGAUAGACCACGUAGAGGAAUCCCCGACGACUGCACAUGGCGGGUUUGACGCGCACCAGCUCCCCGGCGUUGUGCUCGACAAGCGCGGCGACCAGGUCCAAGAUUCCGACGCUGCGCUGGACCGAUCACAGGAUGCAAAUUGCGCCAUUAGUAGCAAGACAGACCUCCGAAAUUUCCUCGGCGCUCUUUCCAGCAGCGCUGCGUGCUCAUCUACCCGAGGGCAAUGCGCGGCGAACAGCAAUUCGGGUUACAAGAACCGCCACACUGGAGAUGUUGACAAUAUCCAUUACGACGACAAUCCGGCUCCACCACCGAAGGAGCCACUCUGUGCGCUGGCUCCACCAACGACUCCUUUCAAUGGAAGUAUGACUUCGGAAGCGGGACCGCCAAUAAUCAAGGCGGUGCUGUUUUGCAACACUUUGUGUCAGGCGUGCGCCAUGUAUCAAAUUGAAAAGCGAGCGCGAGCCCAAGGUAUGGAAGUGUUUGUGUUGCAAGACUUCCCAGUGAAACUGAAAACAUUUCCCACCUUGCAUGUACCAGCGUCACAACUUUGCACACCAGGAGAGCAAAGAUUUGUGUCAACACAAAAUAAAGGCCCAGUACAGGCGAAAGUUGUGAAGAGCGAGCCGCUGUGCGCACUUAGAAUCUAAAGCAGGGACAGACGUCGCCCAAGCAUGCAAGGAAAAUAGUGUUGCGGCCUGGCGGCCUGACCAUCUGCGGAAAGGUUUCCAAUAGGUUGCGUCCGAGGUUGCGGGCGGAUUAGCAACACAAAUAGUCCUCUUUAUUUGGAAACGUUGCAACGCAAACAUUUGAAACUUUUGGGGUGGCAGCACGUUUCAUGUUGAUGCCAUGUUUCACGAAUUCUAUUAUGCCGCGAGCCUCGCUUAUCGUCGUCGGCGAGUGGUUUUUGCGGAGGUAGAUGUGGAUCGUAGCUCCGCGCUCGCGAAGAUGGUGCUCGGACCCACUUUCUUUCUGCCAGCUGUCAUGUUCUACGAUCGGUAUGUAUGAUAAAGGACAGCUGUACCUAUUCCCUCUUACCCGCAUUUACCAUGCAAAAUCUCUAAAAAUCCUGAUCCAAUUCCUCGUUCUUUAUUAAUUUGUAUUCGGUUAGAAGUUGUGAUUUAUGUCAUUACCUGCGAGAGAGGAUUACGUACAAUCGCGGCACUAUAUCGUCAUGCGUGUGGAGCUACUUGGUGAAGGAAGUUUGUCUGUGCUGCUUGCGAUUGCUUUGAAAUGAAGGGUAGCUGGGCGUCGGGUUUUCUCCUUUCAUAGUCGGGUAACAAGAUCUUGGGCCCCAGCGUGAACCAGGGGAAGCUGUGUGCUUCCGGAAUGGAAUUUCGCGAACGUCUGAUGGCUCUUUUGGUUGCGGAAGAAGAGUCUGAGAAGGCGGAGCUGGCAGAAUUAGCUUUGUCCCGAAACGAUAGGGAGACUGUAGGUGACCUGGACCAGGAACCCACUCCCCUUGGAAAGGCACCGGUUGCCGACGAAGACACGGACUCGGAGAAGGACAGCACAGAAACCCUUCAGAGAAAAUGGGGGCACCAAAUGCCGUUGCUGCGCAAAAAAAAUGCCAAGAAAACCAGCGGGGUCGGCAGCGCAGCAGGUGCAGGCGUUGUAGCCAGUGACAUUGGUUCUCAGCCUUUUCCAAUCGUCCCGGCAACAAGUACUUCCGCCGCCUCGUCCUCUGGAAGUGCUGUGAUAGGGCACUUGAAUCGCUCAUCCUCGCAGUCGUCUUCCCCCGGGCAAGACGAGACGCCGAAAGGCAGCAGGAAGUUUCGUGGCGCCGGCAUGUCGAGUUUGAUGCCGAAGGCGCUCUCCAACAUGAAGCUGCCGGGGAAAGUAUCCCGUGUACUAAAAACGUGCCCACCCCAGAGUCAAGAUCGAAACUUUGCAACACAAAUCCAGAAGUUUUGAUGGGAGUCACGCACUGACAGCAUUACAUACAAAUGCUACACGGAAGGGGAACCUGCAAGGCGCGUUGGUUUGUGGAGGUUUCGUUCGGUUUAAGCACUACAAAUGCCAAAACACGACUAGAGAUACCUCUCAUGCUGGAGGUGCCCAUUUUUACGAAUGUUCCCAUGGAUGCAAAUCUGCAUGACAGCUACCUGCCCUGCGUGACAGCUAUCUGCGGCCGUUGGCACGGGGGGAGGCAAAGUGUGCUGCACUUCUGUUUAGCAUGACAGCUAUAGGGUGGGAACGUUUUUGGCCAGAAUACAAAGUGCCUUUUUGCUUUCGCAGUACUAAUGGCGGAAAUACAAAUACUACUUCUGACGCAUCCGCUUCCGGUCUCGGUAGAAAAGCGGGGCCUCUCUGCUUUCGUAGCGGCCGCCAAGAAGGACACGACUCAACCCCUCUCGAAGAUUUCGUUCCAAAUCAGCAAGGCGAUCAGUCUAGUUCAGAAAGUGACCAUAGCAUGGGAGACGACGAGGAAGAAAACCGGGACUGCGGGAUCGUGAUGCCCAACAGCAAGAGCGGUGUCAUCGGUAUUGACGUACACCCGAGUGCUGUUUGAGUGCAAAAAUGCAACCAUGCCAUCGGUAUUCGUGUAAACAUUUAGUUCGGAUUUAUCGUGCAACAUUGUGCCUUCUCGUAGUAGCAUCGCACUUACCAAAUAGCUUCUAGCGUAGCAUGCUAAAAAUGUGAAUGCAACCACGAUGAGAAUAAACAAUACAGAUGAAAAGAAGACCGAUGCGGAUUUUAUUCUCUUUGAAUGGAACGAUGUCAGGCUUGUUUGUGAACCCAAUAUGAUACGCGCACUACUGGAAUUCGCAAUUGGUAAAACCCCAUAAACGUUUGAGGAUCGUAGCCUCAUGAAACAAGUUUCCAAGUUUAUUGCUCACCACGAUCACAGGAAACUUCACAAGCGGCGGGAAUUGUUCUCUUGCGAAUGAUAUCAAAUGUAAAAAUGUCUGGGUCUGGAAGAAUGCAACUUGUCAUGCUAAAUCUGAAGCAUGCAAAAAUCUGUGUUGCAUGAUUGCCAAAAGUCGUCCAGUUUUGGCCAAGUCGCGAGGGAGUUUCUCAUGCAGGAGAGGCAUGAGAGAUGUCGCACAGAUGAAUCUGUCAUGCUAGGUCCUGCAUUCCAGACCUCAUGGGUCAUGGAAAAGCUGCAUGACAAAUCGCGCAUUCUUCCAGACCCAGACAUUUUUACAUUUGAUAAAUGAAAGCGCUCUCGUAGAGGAACUCGCGGCCAGCAUUGUCGGGCCAGAGGAGUUGCUGGGCUACCUUGGGCACGUCAUGGUCCACGCGAACUCGGCCCCGUCGCAAGCUAUCUGGACGUCGUCCCUGGAUCGGAAGCACACAAGCCCGCAAGGCAGCAAGAAGCCAGUUUCUACGAAACCACCUCCGGAAGUAGAGUGCCUCUACGAAAGGGAGGUCCGAAUUUUGCAGAUGAUGCAGCGGCUUUCACGGCGCGAUCGGCGCGACCUCGUGCGUUUCGCCCAUGCGAAUCUUGCUCCAUUCACCUGCAGAGGCAAGGCGCCAGUGACUACAUCGGCGCAGGAUGGUUCGGCACCUGGCCACGCUACGGAAGCGGAACAAGAAGGCCGUAGUAAAUUUCAGAAAAUGUUGCAGAAAGCAGACUUUUUGACCCGCCGCCAGAGCCAGACUCCGAAGCAAGACCACACGCGAGGCCUCGGGACACGCGUCGAGACCUCUGCAGAGAGCACGUUUGUUCUGACGGGGAAGUUUGCGUGCAGGAGGAAGGGGCUUUGUUGCGGGAUGAUCAUGACGAGGACACCAGAACACUGA